AUGGAUCCAGACAGUGGGGCAGAACCACAAAAAGCUGUCAGUUUGCAGUGGAAGAGCUACAAACUUGUCCAGGACCCAAUCAUUCGGAGGGUCACACUGAAAAUCUACAGAUACGAUGGAGUGCAUUUCAGUGUACCAGACUCUGGAUUUCCACCCGUGGGUGAACUGCGGGACCCUAGACCCAGAAGACUAUGGUCCAGGUAUACAGAAAUGUCCCUGCCGGUGCCAAAGUUUAAGCUUGACGAGUUCUACGUGGGUCCAAUACCCCUCAAGGAGGUGACCUUUGCUCGACUCAAUGACAACAUCAAGGAGCCCUUCUUGGCGGAAAUGUGUGCCAAGUUUGGCGAGGUGGAGGAGAUGGAGAUCCUGUUUCAUCCCAAGACAAGGAAGCACUUGGGCUUGGCCAGGGUGCUGUUCACCAGCACCAGAGGAGCCAAGGACACCGUCAAGCAGCUGCACAACACCUCAGUCAUGGGUAACAUCAUUCACGCUCAACUGGAUAUAAAAGGCCAGCAGAGACAGAAGUAUUACGACCUGAUAGUAAACGGGUCCUACACUCCUCAGACUGUACCCUUGGGGGGCAAAGCUUUGACAGACAGGAUCCAGCCUCAGGCUCCAACGCAGCCGCAGCCACAGCCACAGCCCGACACGUCAUCCGAAAUCAGGCGGAGGCUCUCCAGUGACCUCGCAGUGUUGGCAGCGGGGGUCCAGGCUCUCUCAUCAGGGAACACCCCUUGCUCUGGGGAUACCGGCUUCAGCGAUCAGCGUCUGGACACCCCCCCUCCCUCCAUGACAGGCCCCUACACCCCCGGGUCCUCUGCUUCCUCUCAGGGCGGAGGAACACCGUACAGCUCCAGAUCUGGGACUCCUUUCUCUCAAGAUUCUGGCUACACCGGCGGCAGGCAUACUGGAUACAACACUGGCACUUUGGGCAGCGGCUACCCUCCCCAGGACAUGCUACCUUCCUCCUCCUCGUCUUCCGCAGUCUCAUCCACUGUUGGAGGAUACAAAGUGUCUCGCUACUCUGAGGAUGCACAGGAGCCCUCGGUGUACCACAGAGGCCGCCCCAUGUACCCCCCGAACACAUCAUACCGUCCCAAUGAGCCGCCGUGCUAUCCUCCGUACCCUAACGCCGGAGGGCCCGGGCCACACAUGGCUCAUCAUUCCUCGAUGCCUCCGCCGCCGCUCGCCACCCAGUACGACCAGCCCCCAAUGUCAGACAGGGACAGGGACCGUGACAGAGACUCAGGAGGCCGCUACGGGCCGGGGGGGAUCGGCUCCAGAAGGUCGUCUUAUCAUCACCAGCAGGAAACAAACUCUUCCUCCAAGUACCAUUCCCAUCACUCCCACCACCACUCGGACCGCAGGGACGACCGGGGGUACCGGCGAGACAGCCUGGGCUCCCGGUCAGGUGAGCACAGCCACCAGAGACAUCGCAACCACCAUCAUUCUCAUAAUCACCACGGCGGCGGCAGCAGCAGCAGCAGUAGCAGCCGCCGGAGGAGCAGCCACGACCGGGACAGGGACAGGGACCGGGACCGAGACAGAGACAGUGACUACUCCAACAGCUCGGACCCCAGAUACAAUUCAAACUCCUACCGCUCCUCCUCCAACAGCAUGUCUCCUCCCCCUUCAUCCUACUCCGCGUACUCUUCCACCUCCUCCUCCAAAGAGCCCGCCCCCGCUCCCUCUCAGGGAUUGGAUGUUUCGAACCGUCUCGGAGGCACGAGCCUCGCCGAGAGGGGCUCUCUGCCUUCGGUAGGCGCCGACAAAGACUUCCACGCAGCUCACCACAGCGCCCUGCCGCCCCCUCCCCCACCACCGCCUCCUCUCCCGCCGGCCUCCGUCAUCGCGGCGGCCGUGGCGGAGACACUCGGCACGCUGGACUUCAACCAGGACAGUCCGGCUCGCGAGGAGCAGUGGACAAAACCCAAACGCCGUCCCAGCACCCCACCCGCCCCGCCAAAAACGCCUCCGCCUUCCUCCCCGACCCACCCUUCCAUCGCUUCCUCCUCAACCUCCCCUUCCUCUACCUCCCUCCCCCACCACCACCUCCCCUCCUCCUCUACGUCCCCGCCGCCCCCCCAGCGUGACUCCUCCUCUCCGGAGCCAGAUUCCACCAACGAGAGUUUACCGUUCGUCUACCACAGCAGCAGCCUCGACUCUCGUAUCGAGAUGCUCCUGAAGGAACAGAAGGCGAAAUUUUCUUUCCUCGCCUCCGAUGAGGAAGACGAGGACGACAGGAAAGAGGAGAAGCAGAGGGGAACGCGUGGGGACGGAGGAGAGAGAAGCGACGCGAAGGGGGAGCACACAAGCGGUAAUCAGGUGGGCGACGGUGGAGAUAAGGACCACAGGAGGAAAGGGGAAAGAGACAGGGGACGGAAACGAGGGAAGGGAGGAGAAGGUAGGAAGAGUCCCAACGCACUCACAGCGACCGCACCGUCCUCGUCCACGUAUCCCCCCCACCUCCCGCCCCCAGAGGAGCCCCAGUCCCAAGUUGGCCUCGCUGGGACGGGACAGGAGGAGUCUUCACAGGUCGGAUCUGCUGACACACGGAGCCGGACGGGAGCGCACACACCUCCUUAUAAUGGGCAGAGUCAGUCCUCCCCUCACUCGUCGGGGGAAGACAUGGAGAUCUCGGACGAGGAGGAAGGGGAGACGACCAUAACGACGGUGACCACCCACCAGCCCUCUGUCACCUCGGGUUCCUCGCCGUCUUCAUCCCAGGCCGCCAUGCCCUCACAAACGACGGACCCCUCCUCUUCGUCCCCGCCCAUCUCUGACUCUGCACAGCACUUUGGCACCUCCAUGCACCCUCCCAUACCUUCCUACCCUCCUCAUUUGCCUCCUCCGCCUCCCCCCGGUUACUCCCUGCAGCCUCCGCCUCCCCCCGGCAUCCCUCCGCUAGCACACAUGGAGCUGCACCCCGAGUACCCUCCCCCCAUGCCCCACCACAUGUAUGACUAUGCCUCCUCCAUGGAGCUGAUGAACCAGUACAGCGGCGGCGCCCCCAUGUCCUUCCAAAUGCAGACCCACAUGCUGAGCCGCCUCCACCAGCUGCGCAUGUCGUCCUCCAACGGCACCCCUGGGCCCGGCGAGGCGGCCACAGGAGACUACUCCUCCUACCACCUCCACUCUAUGCCGCCACCACACACACAUCACCCCUACAUGGACCAAGAGGGGAGCGGGGCAGGGGCUCAUUACGACCAGGACCACCGCUACAUGCCCCAGCACAUGCCCUACGCUUACCCCGACCCCCACAGCACUCAGAUACCGCCCCCUCCUCAUCACGGCAUCCCGCCUCCUCACACGGGCUGGCCGCCUCACGUCAUACCUCCACAUUACCCCUCUUACAUGCCCCCGCCCGGUUACGGCACCAUGCUGCCCGGCGACGGAGACGAGUACAGGGCUCCCGGUGAGGAGAUGCCCAUGCUGGCCGAGAAUCCGCACGAAGCCACCGUGCAGAUGGCCCUCGCCACUUUGAUCCAGGAAAUGAAGAACAUCAUGCAGAGGGACCUGAACCGCAAGAUGGUGGAGAACGUCGCCUUUGCCACCUUUGACGAGUGGUGGGAGAGGAAGGAGACCAAGGCCAAGCCUUUCCAGACGAUGGUUAGGGGGGUGUCUGCGUUACGGGACGACGAGAAGAAAGAGGAAAAGGUCAGCCGUCCUCGGGAGCCUCUCAUGGCUCUCGUGGAUUGGGCAAAGAGCGGCGGCGUGGAGGGCUUCGCUCUCCGAGGAGCACUUCGACUGCCUUCCUUCAAGGUGAAGAGGAAAGACCCUCUGGAGCUUGACGAGGAAGACAUGAAAAGGCCGCGACCCUCGACCCCGCCUGACGAGGAUGACGAAGCUGCUGAUGGGAGGAUGCCCGAGGCAGACAGGCAACGAGCCGAAAGGGACAACAAGAGGAGGAAAAAGAAGCCCAGGAAUCGCAAACCGUGGGAGCUCGACAGCGAGGGAGAGGAGACGUCUGACGGCUCGUCGUCUGAAAAGGACGAUGAGGACGAAGAGGGGGAAAGUGAAAAGGAAUCAGAUGAUGAUGCCCUUAGCGUCGACAGUGAUGAUGAGAGCCUUUCCUCAUCCUCCGAGGGCUCAUCCACCUCAGGGUCCUCAUCUUCGUCGUCCUCCGAGGAUGAGGAUGAAGAAGAGGGAGAAAGGGCGGAAAGCGAGGGGCCAGACACCAUGGAUGAAUCCACCAUGGACAGCACAAACGAGAAGGAGGAUGGCAGGGAAAAUAUGGCAGCUGCUGUUUCAAAGGCAGAGGUCAAAGCAGGUGAAGCCAAGGACCGCAAGACCGAUACAACAUCCGCACCUACCAAGCGUCCUCCAUCGCCCCCAUACCCGCGUCCUUCGUCCCCUAUUGUCCUCGUUCCUCCUCUCAAGAAACGCAGGAAGACUGUCUCCUUCUCAACGGACGAGAACGACAGCAAAGCGCAGCCGCAGACCGCGCCUCUCUCUCCGUCUCCGUCACUACUGGCGGCUGACUCUCCGCUCCUCUCCCCCGGCAGACUCCCAGACUCCCCCGCCUCCGCCACCGGACCGUCUGCUAAAUCCACGCAAGGCAUCCAGCUGCUCCCCUUUGCCUCCAAACCAGGCGAAGGCAACGCCCUCAUCGUUCCCCCGCCCGAACGAACCCAUGAUUCCGAUGAGUCCAAAAAGGGACCCCCUUUCCUUCCUCAGACCACCCCCGUCAAAUCCCCCAGCAAACGGGGCUCGGGCAAAGACUCCCCCAAAUCUCCCGCCCCUCCUGUCAUGGUGUGCCGCACCGUGCAGAACUUGCCGUUGGACCACGCCUCUAUGUGCAGGAUGGCCUUCGAGGAGGCCCCACCUCCGCCUCCCGUCAACAAGCGGUCCAGAGGAAGGCCUCGGACGUCCAGCCUGUCCGCCUCCUCCUGUCACUCCCUCAGAGAGGAAGACGAGGAUGAGGAGGAGAACGAGCAGAGGUUGAGACUCAGAGAGCAGCUGGGGGCAUCGAGCCUCCUCCAGCUGGCUUCGACCACCGACCUGUCUGUGUUGGCUGACGUCGCCCUGAAAAUGGACCCCGACGCCGGGGACUCUGAGGAGACGGAGACCUCUGAUGAAGCAGAGGAGCAGAAGAUGGAGGAAGAUCUCUUCUCGCCGGAGUCGCUGGCUCUGGUUUUGAGCCCAGAGGGUGUAAUUGUCCUGAUGGAGCACAACUACUGCAAACCUCCUGUUCUCCCGGUGUCACCCGGUACCAAAAGGACUUCCUCCAAACAAGACCCCUCUGUCUUGCUCCCUGCAGACCUCAACACUAUUUCUGGGGUGCUCGAAGCGCCAGAGGAGGUCAUUGGGGAGGCGCUACCUCCUGUGUCUUCCAAGGGAGACACAGGAGAAUUCUUGUCUACGAUGGGAGUGCUGUGUGAAUCUGAGGAUGCGGGGCAGGCCGCUUCUCUGCCUCCGUCGGCAAAGAAGAAGAGCAUAGUCGGCAAAGGGUUCGAACUUGAAAAAGACAAGAGCAAAAAGAGGAGAAGAAAAGACAAAGAAAACCAGGAGGUUCACCACACGAAAAAACCGAAGGAGCAACCCGGCAAGAAACAGAGGAAGCGGAAACUAGAGGACUCGGAGGAGGAGGUUGACGUGGAGGAGCUCGAGUCCGGGGAGCUGACGAGCACGGACACCGAGGACGAGGUGGUCGAAGAGGUGAGGAAGAGCGAGCGCCUCUUCCUACAGGAGGCCGGAAUAACGCCGUCGCAACGCUGGCCCAAACCCCUCCCUGCGCCCGAAGCGCUGGCCUUGAAGUUUGAAAACCGAAGCGAGUUCGAGCAGAUGACGAUCCUGUACGACAUCUGGAACUCCGGUCUGGACGGUGAGGACUUGAUGCUGCUGAAGAAGACGUACGAGAAGCUGCUGCAGGACAACCACAGCUCUGAUUGGCUGAAUGACACUCACUGGGUCAACCACACUAUAACCAAUCUGCCAAACCCUCGGCGUAAGAAGAAGAGCGUUGACGGGCAGCUUCGUGAGCACGUGACCGGCUGUGCCAGGAGCGAGGGCUACUACGCCAUCAGCCGAAAGGAGAAGGACGUGUACCUGGAUCUGGACCUGCCCGAGCAGGUCAUACGGGAGGUGGAGAACGUCGACAGCUCGGGAACCAACCGGGUGCUAUCAGAGAGACGUUCGGAGCAGCGCCGCCUCCUCACCGUCAUCGGCACCCCGGCCGUUAUGGACUCUGAUCUGCUCAAACUCAACCAGCUUAAGUUCCGCAAGAAGAGACUUCGAUUCGGACGCAGCAGGAUCCACGAGUGGGGCCUGUUCGCCUUGGAGGCCAUCGCUGCUGAUGAGAUGGUCAUCGAGUACGUGGGUCAAAACAUCAGACAGAUGGUGGCCGACAAUCGGGAGAAGCGGUACGCUCAGCAGGGCAUCGGGAGCAGCUACUUGUUCAGAGUGGACCACGACACGAUUAUAGACGCCACCAAGUGUGGCAACCUGGCACGAUUCAUCAACCACUGCUGCACUCCAAACUGCUACGCAAAGGUCAUCACCAUAGAGUCGCAGAAAAAGAUCGUGAUCUACUCGAAGCAGGCCAUCGCCCUCAACGAGGAAAUCACUUACGACUACAAGUUCCCGCUGGAGGAGAACAAAAUCCCGUGCCUGUGUGGAACAGAGAACUGCCGCGGGACACUCAACUAGCGGGACACACACCCUCUCUCUCUCUCUCCCCUCCCUCAACUCUCCUCAAAAAACAAAAGCCACCUUUUUCCCCCCCCGAACACCUGCCGCUCCUCCAGAUGGCCUCACAGCCGUCCUCACAGUACCCAGGAAACAAGAGACGCACACACUUGCACUUUUUCGCGCACACUUUUCAUUCACCUGGCAGUUUGACAGGCCAGUGCUUGAGGGGGGUUUUGUUUAACCUGGCAUGUGAGUAUUAUAAAUGAGGGGGGGGGCUCUGCUUCAGCAUUAAGCUCUCCUGUGGCAGUAUUGUUUCAUGACUCAAUUGGGGGGCAGGGGGGGAAUAUGCAGCCAAGGCAUGAAAGGUCUUUAUUUCCACGCCAAUAUCCGCUUUGAAGGAAAUCAAUUACAACAGAAAGGAACACACGUUGGUGUUUUAUGUCCGAUCUUCAGCCUGGAUCGCUCUUCCAGUGUCAAAAUCCCUCCCUCCUUCCUUCUUUCCUUUCCUCCUUUCCUCCUUUCCUCCCAACUUACCCCCCCACCCAGAUCCGCACACAGACGCACAGGAAUUUAAAUGAGACAAAUUCAGGGUUUUUAAAAAGCGCUCGUUAAACGGCGCAGUUUUAAGACGUUUAAAAAAAAAAGAAAAGAAAAGAAAAGAAAGGAAAAAGGAAAGAAAAAACUUCAAUCAAUUUGGUCUUCAGUUAUGCAAGAUUUCCAAGUGUGAAGAUUAUUUUUGGAGCUUUUUAUUUUAGUUUCUUUUUUUUUUCUUUUUUUUCUCCCCCUCCUCCACUUCAUAGUAUUAUAUAAUAAUAUUACUAUUGCUGUUAUUAUUAUAUUAUUAUUAAUGGUAUUGUUAUUUAGUUGCAUUUUAGCUGUAAGUAUCUUACAGUGAAAUGAGCCUCAAGUGUAACCUCGCCCUUCCACCUUCCUUUCCCACCCCACUGUACUGUCCGUCAGUGGUUUGUGAUUCACCAGCCCUAUGAAAAAACCAUAAAAGUUCAUUUCCCGUCUUUCCAUUGUGCGUUUACUCUCCUGGUUUGGUUUGAUUUGGUUUGCCGCCACCCUGUCCCCAAAGAAAGCCAUUGUUUUUAAAAAACCCACAGCGAAAAUAUGUCAUUUUGUUUGUAGCUUUUUUUCUUCCCCCCCCCGCCUCCUGCAGGAUCAGCACAACAGAAAAAUAGCCUGUUUUCGUUCUUUUUUGAUGUUUAGUUUGUUUUAGUUUCUCCCCUUGUUAACGUUAAGAAGAAAAAAAGGUCUAGUGAGAUGGAAACCUGUUGAGUGUUCGGUAGAAUCUCUUUUUGUUUAGUUUUUCCUGUCUGUGCUAAGUCUUUCCUUCCUUCCUUGGUAUCCUCGUGUUUUUAUUUUGUUUUAUUGUCCAACCAGCAUAUGUCAGAUUCCCAGCUUCAGCAGUAAUCGGAAACAUCAACAAAGAUUCCCGCCAAACUCCUGCAGCUCCUCGGAAAAGAAAAAAAAGAUGUGUGUGUGUGUGUGGUCGGUGUUUAACUCUUUAAAUGUUUUUAAAAAGGCACAUUUAUUUUAUUUAGAUCAGCUCUUUUUUUUUUUUUUAAGGCUUAGUUUAGUCCCCUCCACCUUUUUUUUUAUUUUUUUUUAUGGGCCUUUCCAGAAUGCAUUAGUAUGUAUUUUAUUUGAAAGUAUUUAGGAGUUGUUUGCCCCUAAAUGAAACAUCCCUCCCUGACAAAUGUAUAUCUUUAAAGGGCAAACAAAAUGUCCUACUUACGAUCUGUUUUUGCAGUGUAGAUGGGUGGAAGGUAUAAACUGUGUGUGUGUGUGUGUGUGUGUGUGUGUGUGUGUGUGUGUGUGUGUGUGUGUGUGUGUGUGUGUGUGUGUGUGUGUGUGUGUGUGUGUGUGUGUGUGUGUGUGUGUGUGUGUGUGUGUGUGUGUGUGUGUGUGUGUGUGUGUGUGUGUGUGUGUGUGUGUGUGUCUGCUUACAUAGAUGAGCCUGAGUAGGAUUUGUGACACGCCACCGCCGCAAACAGGGGCGGGGUGGGGGAGUGUGUCUGGCCCCCUUUUGUGUCGUGUCUCUUGUUUUUUUAUUUUUUUUUCAUAUGGCCAUGGCCGUCCAAAGUUGUAAUUUUCAUUUUCAAACUUUUCUUUCACCAGAAAACUUUUUAUUUGUUUUUAAUUUUUUUUUUGUUUUUUGUUCCCUCCUUAACAGGAAAAAUGUGUAAGAUAUUUCUUGUUGCAAUGAAAAAGCCUUUCAGUACAAAACCAACCUUCUUUAAUACAGGAUAAAAAAAUAUGAAAGGAAUGAAAAGAAAAAAAAGUCAAAGAAGUACAUGUAAAUAUUGUAGAGGUGUUUGUUUCUCGUAGAAACACACUGAUUCCAAGCUGUAAAUAUGUCGUUCCUUUUCCUCUCUCCGUGAGGAGGAAACAUGUACAUACCUUCCAUUCAUUUAUUUUUUAUUGUUUUUUUUUUCCUUUUAAUUUGAUGAUUAUUUUAAUAUUAUUUGCAAUAUUUCUCUUGUAUUAAUGCGUUGGACCCUUUAUUAAUGGUGCAUUAAAAUAUUUUUUAAAUAAAUUCACUCAUGUGGUUCUUCAAAGGGCCCGAACGAUACUGGAUUUUCGGGACUGAUGCCGAUACCAA
Messenger RNA from Scomber scombrus (Atlantic mackerel), 9238 nucleotides. RefSeq names its product SET domain containing 1A, histone lysine methyltransferase (gene setd1a). Bases 1 to 6648 code for a protein of 2215 amino acids. Gene Ontology annotation, molecular function: protein binding; histone H3K4 methyltransferase activity; RNA binding. The record is from RefSeq and is a predicted model, not a curated record. Gene Ontology annotation, cellular component: Set1C/COMPASS complex. Lineage: Eukaryota; Metazoa; Chordata; Actinopteri; Scombriformes; Scombridae. The transcript has 20 exons.